CUGCUUUUCACACCCAGGUUUUUUGAGAGGGGAUGAGGGCUUAAAGAGCAGUGGGCUGGACUCUUCCUCGCCUUCUUGGACUGGGACAGGGGACACGCUGGAGUCAUUGUGCAGAGUUUAGGAAGUCCAUGAUGUUUUCCAUGAUGUCCAGCCUGAAGCCAGCUCUCGGGAUGCUGACCUGUGACCCUCGGGCCACGAUCUGCUCAGGCACAAACUGCCUGGUUCCUCCCAGUGACUUUAACGCCAUCUUGAGCCUGGUGCUGAGCAUCGUGCUCACGGUGAUGCUCGCCAUGGUCAUGUUCUCCAUGGGCUGCACCGUGGACUCCAAGAAGCUGUGGAGCCACAUCAGGAGGCCUUGGGGCAUAGUCAUUGGCUUCCUGUGCCAGUUUGGCAUCAUGCCUUUCACGGCCUUCGCGCUGUCGCUGGCCUUCGGGGUGCUGCCCGUCCAGGCCGUCGUCAUCAUCAUCAUGGGCUGCUGUCCCGGAGGCUCGGGCUCAAACAUCAUCUGCUACUGGCUGGACGGAGACAUGGACCUGAGCAUCAGCAUGACUGCCUGCUCCUCCAUCUUGGCUCUGGGCAUGAUGCCUCUCUGCCUGUUCAUCUACACCAGCGUUUGGACUUCCAGUGACACCAUCAAGGUCCCCUUUGACAGCAUCGGAAUCACAUUAGCAGCCCUUUUGAUCCCCAUCGCUGUGGGGAUGUACGUGAAGAACAAGUGGCCUCGUGUGGCCAAAAAGAUCCUCAAGGUGGGGUCUAUAGCUGGUUUUCUUCUCAUCAUCAUCAUAGCCGUGGUUGGAGGAGUCCUCUACCAGUCCUCCUGGAACAUCGCCCCCUCCUUAUGGAUAAUUGGAACCAUCUAUCCCUUCAUCGGAUUCAGUUUGGGCUUCCUGCUGGCCCGCUUUGUGGGUCAGCCCUGGGACAGAUGUCGAACCAUCGCCCUGGAGACGGGCUUCCAGAACUCCCAGUUGUGCAGCACCAUUGUCCAGCUGUCCUUCAGCCCAGCAGAGCUGGAGGUCAUGUUUGCGUUUCCGCUCAUCUACAGCAUCUUCCAGCUGGCUGCGGCUGUCUUUUCUGUGGGGGGUUUCCAGGCCUACAAAAGGUUUUUUGGGAAAGGGUCUGCCGACGCGGACUGUGAGGGCCGGACCCUGGAUUCGGACGGCAGGAUGAAAGAGAAGGUGUACGGUCUGGAGAACACGGCUGUGGAGUCUGAUGAGACCAACAACAACGGUUUAAAAGGCACAUUUAAAAACAUACAGAUGUGAAAUCCGGUUCUACGGAUGGACUCUGGGCCUGAAGGCGCGCGCGCACACACACACACACACACACACACACACGCAGACAGGGGGCGCUCCUUCCUUCCUUUAAUUUAUUCAUAAAGAUAUUUAAAACUAAAGAAAUCCUUAUUCCUGUUUAUUCAGACAGAUCUGGUCAGUGUGAUUUUAAUAUCAACACUAGUGACAGAUAAUUUUAUUUAUUGAGCUUGUUUAAAAGUUUCUAGGCGUGAAAUUGAAUUAGAAAACAAACAAAAGUUAAUAAAAGGAAAGAAUCCUGCAUUCAAAUGUGGGUGAGAGUUGGAUGUUCUGACUUCUAAUUUGUGUUGUUGGUUUUUCUGUUUUCUACUUCAUAUUUAACACAUUAAAGUUCUUCUUUAAACUGAA
Nothobranchius furzeri (turquoise killifish) is the source of this 1658-nucleotide messenger RNA. RefSeq names its product solute carrier family 10 member 2 (gene slc10a2). Gene Ontology annotation, biological process: bile acid and bile salt transport. NCBI's taxonomy places the organism in Eukaryota, Metazoa, Chordata, Actinopteri, Cyprinodontiformes, Nothobranchiidae. Gene Ontology annotation, cellular component: apical plasma membrane. Gene Ontology annotation, molecular function: bile acid:sodium symporter activity. The record is from RefSeq and is a predicted model, not a curated record.